Molecule: messenger RNA, 708 nt
Organism: Knipowitschia caucasica
Lineage: Eukaryota; Metazoa; Chordata; Actinopteri; Gobiiformes; Gobiidae
Source: the annotation of a GenBank genome assembly
AUGCGGCCAUACCCUGGGGCAGCCCUAUCUGAGGAGAAGAAGGUAUUCAACUACCGCUUGUCCAGAGCCAGGAGGAUCAUUGAGAACACGUUUGGGAUUAUGGUGGCGAGAUGGCGAAUCCUUGGACGGCCCCUCGAAGCCCUUCCAGAGAAAGCCAAAACAAUUGUGAAGACCUGUGUGGUGCUACACAACUACCUCACCUACACUGAUGAGGGCAACACUGAACCCUGCCGCUACAUAACGCCCUCAUUUGUUGAUGUGGACACAGUGGGACAGCUACAAGAGGGUGAGUGGCGAAGAGUCACUGCAGGAAGCAACGGCCUGGAGAACCUCGCCCCCCAUCAGCUAACCCGUGCACGGUCCACACGGGCAGCCAGGGCUGUGCGAACAGAUCUCACCGCCUUUUUCACUUCUGACAUUGGAAUGGUGCCAUGGCAGUACGACAUCGAGCCGUCAUCAUUCCCCUCGAAAGAGCUGGUGGCCGGUCCCCACAAGGAGCUGGUGGAGGGUCCUGCCAAAAAGUUGGUGGAGGGUCCUGCCAAAGAGCUGGUGGAGGGUCCUGCCAAAGAGCUGGUGGAGGGUCCUGCCAAGAUGCUGACGGAGGGUCCCCUUGAAAAGCUGGUGGAGGGUAAUGUGGAGGAGCUGGUGGACAGUGCGUCUAUGCCAUGGGGAAGUGGUCUGUUGGCAGACUGUUGCACAAACACAUAG